AUGAUUGAAGCUAAAUAGCAAAUACAAAAGACUGUUUAUAAAUAUUCAUACUUUCUAAACGACAUCUUAGGGGAAGGCUAUUCUUCUAAAGUGUAUAAAGGGAUACAUAAUGAUACAAAAUAGGUUGUGGCUAUCAAAGUUAUAAACUUUUAAACCUUGGUUACUCCUAUUUCAUAAAGUUUGUUAAAAAAUGAAAUAGCCAUAAUAAAGUAACUAAACCAUGAGAAUCUCAUGAAAGUAUAUGAAGCAUUUCAAACAACAAACAAUACAUAUCUCAUAUGUGAAUACUGUAGUGAUGGUGAUUUAGCAAAUAUUUUAAAGUCAACUAACUUAACAAUAAAAGAAAGUAUUGAUAUAUUUACUUAAAUAUCAAAAGGAGUAAAGGCUCUUCAUGAUUAAAGUAACUGCAUUCUUAUUAUAUUUAGAAAUAAUACAUAGAGAUAUAAAGCCUGCAAACAUUUUAAGAUUGAAUGGUAUAUAUAAAUUAUCUGAUUUUGGAUUUGCGAUUGUAGAAAAUGAUUUUGAGAGCAUAAUAAAGAAAUUUCAUGUAGGAACUCCAGUCUAUAUGGCACCAGAAACUGUUCAGUUAAAUUAGUAUUCUGAAAAAUCUGACAUAUGGUCGUUAGGAGUUGUUCUUUACUUAAUGUUAUUUAAAGAAUUGCCAUUUAAUUAAAAAAAACAAGAAGAUAUUAAGAAUAGAUAGUAAGAGGUACAUGCAAAUAUUAGAAAUGAUAGAAAUCUAUCUAAAAAAAUCUAAAAUAUUCUUAUUGGAAUGCUAGAACUAGAUCCUUUUAAAAGAUUUUCUAUAGAUUAGAUAUUAUAAAAUUUAUAAAGUUAAAAGAAAUUACAAUGUAAUUCACAUCAGAAUAUUGUCUGUAAGAUUUUAAGGAGAUCAAGUGCUCAUGCAGAUUAUCAUAAUUCAAAAUAGAUCUCAAAACCAUUAAAAACAUUACCAGUUGAAAAUAUUGAUUAAUAAAUAGUACCUAAUACAUGUAGACAUAAUUAAACAUAACGUAAUAUUGAUAUAAAUGAUCAAGAACUAUAAGAGUUAUCUAAAGGUUUUUGUUCAUAACAAUAAACUGAAAAUAAAAUAAAAGAAAAUACAAGUUCUUCUAAACGAAAAGUUUAAAUAUAAAUACCUAUUGUCUAAUCAAAUCAUAUAUAAAAAUUAGAAAAACAUAAAUAGAUUUCAGAAAAUAGUGAUUCAUAAUAAAAUGCAAAAUCUAAUAGUACAAAUGAAACUGUAAAAAACUCUUAGUCUUCUAAUCAUUAAUCUCAAAAUGCAUAAAUAAUUGUUAAUACUUUAUUUGCUAAUAUUGAAAAUGCAUUUAAUGGUACUAUAGAUAAUAAACUAUAACAAAAUUGUAAUACUACUAAAAAUAAUGAUUUGAUUAUUUCUCCUAAGAAAUAGCUUAAAGCUGUUUCAUCUUACUAAAAUUUAUUAGAUUAUAAUAUUAAUUCUAGUAGGCCUUUUAAUAAGAAUAAUAAUUAAUCAUAAUAGAAAAUAAGAGGUUCAACUUCAGUCAGUAAAUUUUAAGAUUCAGAAUAGAAGAUGAAGAUUAAAGAAUAAUAAGCAUUAAAUUAAAACAGCGAAUCUUUAUCAGCUACAAUAUAACCUACUUACAAGUUUUUGGUAUAUUUAAAUUAAAUUCUUAAAAAUUUUGAUUAGAUUAAUACUGAAGAGAAGUAAAAAUGCUUUUUUUUAUUGAGAAAAUUGUUGGCUUUGAAAGCUAAUGCUAUUAAAAAGUUUUGUCCUCUCAAUUUUCAAGAAACUCUCUCUUAAUGGAUUGAAAGUUUUGAAUAAUAUCAUGUAAAGGUAGUUCCUGUAUUUUAUACUAAUCAAGAUAGAAAAUUUAAUCAAUAUUUCAAUAAUGAUUUAGAAUAAUUUACAAAAGGAUUUUCAAAAUUAUUAUAUUAAAACUUAUAAUAAGUAAAUAAAUAAUUGAAUUCAAAAGAUUUAUUGAUAAUACAAGAAGUAAUCAAUGAUAAUCUUAAAUAAUUUAAUGAUCCUAUCUUAUUUGCAAGAAGAUGGGAGAAUGGUUAAUUGUGA
Messenger RNA from Paramecium primaurelia, 2050 nucleotides. NCBI's taxonomy places the organism in Eukaryota, Ciliophora, Oligohymenophorea, Peniculida, Parameciidae. The record is from the annotation of a GenBank genome assembly.